Messenger RNA from Mesorhabditis belari, 249 nucleotides. The record is from the annotation of a GenBank genome assembly. Lineage: Eukaryota; Metazoa; Nematoda; Chromadorea; Rhabditida; Rhabditidae.
AUGGUUCCAGCGUCGCCGAACCGUGUCUUUAAAUUACAGCUUCUCCGUAUUCAGCGCGCCAUUGCAAUCGAUUCAACAGAAGAUGGCGUCGGCCUUGAUCGAGUUUGCCUUUACACCACUGAGGAAAUGAGACAGCGCGUCUCAGAACGCCUGAACGAAAAGACUUUCGACAGCGCCUACGAUGAAUGUUCAAACUGGGGUUUUCCGACUACUCAUCAUCGCUUCAAUAAACCGGCGAUCAAUCUGAAA